GCACCAGGAAGUGGAACUGUUAAAAUGUUAGUCAAUACAUCCUUAGGUUUUAAUUGGUAGUCGGAGAGCACGAAAGAUCGAAUCAACUGACGAAACAAGGAAACUCCUGAGGAGAAUCAAGUUCACGUCAUUAGCAACCUUCCUGUGUUCCGUUGAUCACGCAGCCGUUCGGGAUGACAUCCAGAAAAGUCGGGAUCUGCAAGACCGUUCUGGUCGGUGGCGCAUUCCUUGCCAUAUUUGGCUGGCUUGCCGUGAUUAGCGUUCACCUUAUCAAGAACGAUAACAUGAAGGCGACAGAUGUUCCAGGCCUUGGAAGACAGAAGCGACAGUCAGGCGGUUCCAGUUCAUCGUCUAGUCUUGGUGGCGCCACCUACAUCCGGUGGGGUAGAACAACAUGCCCAGCUGACGCUAAGCUUGUAUACGCUGGCUAUGCCGGGGGUCAACACUACACGCAAACCGGUGGUGGUGCUGGCUACGUCUGUCUGACUGACAAACCCAAAUAUGCCGAUUACACAGCCGCUGCAGAUGCUACUGCAUAUAUUUACGGAGUGGAACUUGAACUGAUUGGAACCACUGGGGGUAUAUUCAACACAGUAAACGCUAAACCAAACGCCUUGCAGGACUCGGACGUAAAGUGCGCAGUUUGUCAAAGUACAAGACCGGCUAAGAUCAUGAUACCUGGCACGAAAGAAUGUGUUCCCGGCUGGACCAUGGAGUACUGGGGAUAUCUGAUGACUGAGCACUACGGCAACAAGGGAAGGACAGAAUUUGCAUGCGUGGACAACGCCCCUGAAUCUGGUAGCGAUGGUGGCGCCAAGAAUGAGGGUGGCGCAUUGAUGCACCAUGUUCAAGGUGCAUGCAGUUCACUGCCGUGUAAGCCGUAUGUGCACAAUUAUGAACUAACAUGCGUCGUUUGCACGAAAUAGUGUCACACUGGUUUUGGUGAAUGAGGUUUUACCCAAAAGUUGAGCGGAUAUGCCGGUGCGGAAGUAGAAAAUAAAGCGUGUACGGCCCUUUUGUGAUCUGACGGAUGAUGGUAUGGUUCUAUCGAGGCCAAGAGUGUCAAUAGCUUUAGCUUAAAGCAAAUAAUAGAACUAAUUGAUCACCGGAUACGACAUACCAAGGAUACUUCAAAAUUGUACACCGGUUAGGAAUCAUAUCGAAAAACAUAUAAGAACGUUCUUUCUUUGAACCCUUUUUUAAGCCGGGGGGGGGGUCAGUGCAACGAAUUUAAAGGUUGGAACCUAUUUUGGGACUUUAUAGGCGGAACUUACAAAUGUUUGAUGAAUGACAUAAUACAGUUUUGCAAACUGUCCUUUAUUAUAUGUCCUUCGGUCCUUGUUGCUAUGAUGUACAUAACAACACAGAUAUAUACUCCAGUUUCGCUGACCUAAGGCCGGUUCAGAGCCAUGAACAUUUUCUUUGUGACCAUUCGAUGCCAUUCAAAAUGUUAAUUUAAACAACACUUUCACAACACACAAUUUAGACAACACUUGAAGUCGUCCGAUGCUCAUGACGUCAUGUUCCUACUCAGCCUUUAUUUCCAUUUCAUGAUUAUAAAAAUUGACCAACGGUUCUUAUAUCGGUGAAGUCAAAAUAAAGGUGCUUGGAUAGAAGAAAUAAUUGCAAAAAUUACCUGGCCAAUUACACACUUUAGUGUAUUAUAUUACAUAAGUAUGAUCUGUCCUUCAUUGUAAAGAAUCAAAAAAGACUGAAUGCAUUGUUAACCAUAUCAACUGUAGUAUACCGUCCGCAAUGUUUUCUCCAUUUUUUCACAGACAUUGUCACUUAGAAAAAUAAAGAUUUACUACGAUA
This is a messenger RNA of Lineus longissimus, 1815 nucleotides long. RefSeq lists its product as uncharacterized. NCBI's taxonomy places the organism in Eukaryota, Metazoa, Nemertea, Pilidiophora, Heteronemertea, Lineidae. The record is from RefSeq and is a predicted model, not a curated record. The coding region runs from base 174 to 926 and encodes 250 amino acids. The transcript is spliced from 5 exons.